Molecule: messenger RNA, 1260 nt
Organism: Otolemur garnettii (small-eared galago)
Lineage: Eukaryota; Metazoa; Chordata; Mammalia; Primates; Galagidae
Gene: FITM1
Product: fat storage inducing transmembrane protein 1
Exons: 2
Coding region: 358-1236 (292 amino acids)
Biological process (GO): lipid droplet organization; phospholipid biosynthetic process; lipid storage
Cellular component (GO): endoplasmic reticulum membrane
Source: RefSeq, a predicted model, not a curated record
CAAAGACAGGCAGACCCAAGCAGGCAAUGGGCAAGGACAGCCCUGAAGGGCAGGCCUGGCCCUGAAACAUGAACAAGAAGAUGGUUGGAGCCGAGGACACAAGGCUGACAGGAAAGGACACAGGCUGUUGUCAGGAUACACACUACCACACACUUGAGGCCAGGACCCUGCUGACGCAGCAGCCCUCCACCCUGGCCCCUUACUGCCCUCCGCCCCUCUCCCCGGCCUGCCAGCUGCCAACAGGGCUCUGCCCUGUGUCUUCCACACCUGUCACUGCCUGUCCUUGUCCGGGGGGGCCCCAUCAGCCCCUCCUCAGCUGCCCAACAGAGAAAGCAGUUAGUGGGGAGGGGAGGGAACAUGGAGCGGGGGCCGGUGGUGGGGGCAGGGUUGGGAGCUGGAGCCCGAAUCCGGGCAUUGCUGGGCUGCCUGGUCAAGGUGCUGCUCUGGGUGGCCUCUGCUUUGCUAUACUUCGGUAGUGAACAGGCUGCUCGCCUCCUGGGCAGCCCCUGCUUACGGCGCCUCUAUCAUGCCUGGUUGGCGGCAGUGGUCAUCUUUGGGCCCCUUCUGCAGUUCCAUGUCAACCCUCGGACUAUCUUUGCCAGCCACGGGAACUUCUUCAACAUAAAGUUUGUGAAUUCAGCGUGGGGCUGGACCUGCACCUUCUUGGGAGGCUUCGUGUUGCUGGUGGUGUUCCUGGCUACACGGCGUGUGGCAGUGACCGCCAGGCACCUGAGCCGACUGGUGGUGGGGGCGGCCGUGUGGCGGGGGGCUGGCCGGGCCUUUCUGCUCAUUGAAGACCUGACUGGCUCCUGCUUUGAGCCUCUGCCCCAGGGCCUGCUGCUCCACGAGUUGCCAGACCGCCGCAGCUGCCUGGCAGCCGGCCACCAGUGGCGAGGCUACACAGUCUCCUCCCAUACCUUCCUCCUCACCUUCUGCUGCCUGCUGAUGGCUGAGGAAGCAGCGGUGUUUGCCAAGUACCUGGCCCACGGGCUGCCUGCUGGGGCCCCUCUGCGCCUCGUCUUCCUGCUCAAUGUGCUGCUGCUGGGCCUCUGGAAUUUCUUGCUGCUCUGUACUGUCAUCUAUUUCCACCAGUACACUCACAAGGUGGUGGGCGCUGCAGUAGGCACCUUCGCCUGGUACCUCACCUAUGGCAGCUGGUAUCAUCAGCCCUGGUCUCCAGGGAGCCCUGGCCAUGGGCUCUUCUCCCGCCCCCACUCUAGCCACAAGCAUAACUGAAAGAAAUAAAAGCCUUCAGGCCUG